UAACAAUAUGGCGGUUUCCUCACGUCUCCUCGCGUCCGCGGGGAAAUGUUUCCUACGCAGAUCAUUGCUGGAGAAAGAUAACAUCAUCAGAUUCACCGCUGGAGCGCGCAGACCCUUGGCCACACAGGCUGCUCACCAAGUAGCUUUAAAUGUUCCUGAAACGAAGGUGACCACUUUGGAAAAUGGGCUCCGUGUGGCUUCUGAGGACUCUGGGCUUUCCACGUGCACUGUCGGCCUGUGGAUUGAUGCCGGCAGUCGUUAUGAGAACGAGAGAAAUAACGGCACAGCUCAUUUUCUGGAGCACAUGGCAUUCAAGGGCACCAGGAAGCGGUCGCAGUUGGACCUGGAGUUAGAAAUUGAGAACAUGGGUGCGCACCUAAAUGCAUAUACAUCCCGGGAGCAGACUGUGUACUAUGCCAAGGCCUUCUCGAAGGAUCUUCCACGAGCUGUAGAGAUCCUUGCCGACAUCAUCCAGAACAGCAUGUUAGGCGAAGCGGAGAUCGAGCGGGAACGGGGCGUGAUCCUCCGGGAGAUGCAGGAAGUGGAGACCAACCUGCAGGAAGUGGUCUUCGAUUACCUGCACGCUACCGCGUACCAGUCCACAGCGCUGGGCCGGACAAUCCUGGGCCCCACUGAGAAUAUCAAGACGAUAAAUAGAGGAGAUCUGGUUGAGUACAUUACCACCCACUACAAAGGUCCUAGAAUAGUACUGGCUGCUGCUGGAGGAGUGUCUCACAAUGAGCUCAUUGAUCUGGCCAAGUAUCACUUUGGAAAGCUUCUUGGUCGGUACGAGAGCGACGCACCGCCUGCCUGCCCCUUCACGGGAAGUGAGAUUCGCGUCCGUGACGACAAGAUGCCGCUGGCUCACAUUGCCAUCGCCGUGGAGGCUGUUGGAUGGUCUCACCCUGACACCAUCCCCCUCAUGGUGGCGAAUACACUCAUCGGGAACUGGGACCGCUCCUUUGGCGGCGGAGUGAAUCUGUCCAGCAAGCUGGCCCAGAUGGCCUGUCAGGGGAACCUGUGCCACAGCUUCCAGUCCUUCAACACCUGCUAUACGGACACAGGCAUAUGGGGACUGUACAUGGUGUGUGAGCCCGGCACCAUCGACGCCAUGAUGCACUUCACUCAGAAAGAAUGGAUGUCGCUUUGCACCAGCGUCACUGAAGGCGAGGUGGCACGGGCUAAGAAUCUUCUCAAGACCAACAUGUUACUGCAUCUCGACGGAUCCACGCCCAUCUGUGAGGACAUCGGCAGGCAAAUGUUGUGCUACAGUCGUAGAAUCCCCAUGCACGAGCUUGAGACGCGAAUUGAUGCUAUCGAUGCUGCUACCAUCAAGGACGUGUGCACCAAAUACAUCUUCGACAAAGCUCCAGCCAUCGCAGCAGUUGGUCCAAUUGAACAGCUUCCCGACUAUAACCAGAUCCGCAGUGGAAUGUUCUGGAUGAGGAACUGAGCAGUCGCAUUUAAAUGUAUCAAAUGGAAACAGUAUUUAUGCAUUUUUUUUGUCGUCAUUUUAAUUUUCAUAUAAAAUAAAGACCAACACAAUACUGUUGUAUAAUAAUAAUAAUGAAGAUACU
Molecule: messenger RNA, 1577 nt
Organism: Phycodurus eques (leafy seadragon)
Lineage: Eukaryota; Metazoa; Chordata; Actinopteri; Syngnathiformes; Syngnathidae
Gene: pmpcb
Product: peptidase, mitochondrial processing subunit beta
Exons: 13
Coding region: 8-1453 (481 amino acids)
Cellular component (GO): mitochondrion
Molecular function (GO): metal ion binding; metalloendopeptidase activity
Source: RefSeq, a predicted model, not a curated record